AUGGUCUUUAGCAGUACUAACGUAUUUGGUUGGCCCCAACUGGUAAUAACAGUCAGAGCACGGAACUGCGUAGGUGGUGAUUCCCUACGGGGCUACGCCGUAGUAGCUCUGCCCACUACGGCGGGGGAGCGCGAAAUGUCGUCGCCUAUAAUCCGACCGCGCGCCGCUACGUUGCUAGGGGAGUGGCUCGCUUGGCUUACGGGCAGAUACCCCGAGCUGGCUGAGCCCAAGAUGCUAGCCAGCGGCAAGGAGAAUUACCUGUUAAGAACGGAAUCGUAUGGUAGCGUGGUUUUGAAGGUGUCGAUGGUGUCGAAAGACUUUCGCAAGCUUGGCUACGACAACGAGCCGCCCGUUUGCACAGGCCAAUGUAAAACUUCUACAAUG
Messenger RNA from Iphiclides podalirius (scarce swallowtail), 384 nucleotides. NCBI's taxonomy places the organism in Eukaryota, Metazoa, Arthropoda, Insecta, Lepidoptera, Papilionidae. The record is from the annotation of a GenBank genome assembly.